AGCCAAAAUGAGGGAAAAUAAGAACAUGUCCGAGUCCCCCUCUCAAGCGGGAAAAGAAAUACCGGCGAAAAAACAAAAACUAAGCAGUGACGAGAACAGUAACCCAGAUUUAUCGGGAGACGAGAAUGAUGAUGCCGUCAGUGUUGAGAGUGGAACCAACACAGAGCGCCCCGACACACCCACCAACACUGCCAACGCACCCGGCAGAAAAAGCUGGGGCAAGGGCAAGUGGAAGUCCAAGAAGUGCAAAUAUUCUUUUAAAUGUGUGAACAGCCUGAGGGAGGACCACGGCCAGCCGCUGUUUGGGGUCCAAUUUAACUGGCACAGCAAGGAGGGAGACCCCCUGGUGUUUGCCACAGUCGGUAGCAACAGGGUAACUCUGUAUGAAUGUCACUCUCAGGGAGAAGUCCGGCUCUUGCAGUCUUACGUCGAUGCGGACGCGGAGGAGAACUUCUACACGUGUGCCUGGACCUACGACACCAACACCAGCCAUCCUCUGUUGGCGGUCGCCGGAUCCCGCGGCAUCAUCCGGGUGAUCAACCACAUCACAAUGCAAUGCAUCAAGCAUUAUGUAGGUCAUGGAAACGCCAUCAAUGAGCUCAAGUUUCAUCCCAGGGAUCCAAAUCUCCUUCUGUCUGUCAGCAAAGAUCACGCUCUCCGUCUAUGGAACAUACACACGGACACUUUAGUGGCUAUAUUUGGUGGCGUGGAAGGUCAUCGAGAUGAAGUCCUGAGUGCUGAUUUUGAUCUCCUGGGUGAAAAGAUUAUGUCGUGUGGGAUGGACCACUCCUUAAAACUUUGGAGAAUCAACUCGGAGAGGAUGCAGAAAGCCAUCCGCGGGUCUUAUGAGUACAAUCCCUCGAAGACCAACCGGCCUUUCGUCUCUCAGAAAAUUCACUUCCCCGACUUCUCGACACGAGACAUCCAUAGAAACUACGUGGACUGUGUGCGGUGGCUCGGAGAUCUUAUUCUGUCCAAGUCCUGUGAAAACGCCAUCGUCUGCUGGAAGCCAGGAAAGAUGGAGGAAGAAAUCGACGUCAUGAAACCAAACGAGUCGAAUGUGACGAUUCUGGGUCGCUUUGACUACAGCCAGUGUGACAUUUGGUACAUGCGCUUCUCCAUGGACUUCUGGCAGAAGAUGCUGGCUCUGGGGAACCAGGUGGGGAAGCUUUAUGUGUGGGACCUUGAAGUGGAAGACCCGCACAAAGCAAAGUGCACGACGCUGACCCUCCCCAAAUGCACGUCGGCCAUCCGGCAAACCAGCUUCAGCCGCGACAGCAGCAUCCUGAUCGCCGUGUGCGACGACGCCUCCAUCUGGCGCUGGGACCGGCAGCGCUGAGACGACCUCGCGACCUCUCGGUUCGCCGUCCUUCAGAUUUACACUGCAAGAAAUGUCCGUUUGAACAUUUGAUCUUACGUGGGGUCUUUAAAAAACAAAAAAUCCAGCAUUUCCUUUUUAAAAAAACAAAACGACAACAAAUAAGUGAGAAAACGUUGCCGACGUGAGACGAGGUGAUUCCUUCUGUUUUGUUUUCAAGACGUGUUAAAGACGAGGACCCUCGUUCCGGGCGUUCAUUCCGCUUUCUUUUUUGAUACGUGAACAUUUUUUGAGCCACGACGCUGAAGAACAAAAAGAUGAACGUUGUUCCAAAAUCACGGAAGAGUGACAUUAAAAUGUUCAUGUUGGUGAAAUGUUCCACUUCAGAGGUUCUCGCCCCAGUGUGCCUUCUAGAUGUCUAUGCAGUCUCAUCCAUUGAAAGUACAACUGAGACACGUGGAAUCAUCUCAAACUGGCAGAUUUUUUUUAAAGGGAAAUUAAGCUUUUAAGACGCAACGGAUGAAAUGACCAAAGACGGGUUUUCUUUGCAGUGGGCCACAUUUUAUAGUCAUCAGUUUGUAUUUCCCCCUCUUCCUUUGUUUGUGCCGAUGACUCCCUCUCUCCUCCUCCCCCAAACACACACACUGACUGGAGGACACUCAAUAAAGUGUAUUUUAUAAAUGUA
Molecule: messenger RNA, 2003 nt
Organism: Pseudoliparis swirei
Lineage: Eukaryota; Metazoa; Chordata; Actinopteri; Perciformes; Liparidae
Gene: eed
Product: embryonic ectoderm development
Exons: 12
Coding region: 8-1339 (443 amino acids)
Biological process (GO): negative regulation of transcription by RNA polymerase II
Cellular component (GO): ESC/E(Z) complex
Molecular function (GO): nucleosome binding; protein binding
Source: RefSeq, a predicted model, not a curated record